AUACUAAUCUUGAUGAUUAUGAACUAAUUUCUUGAUAGUGAAUAUUAGGUGAGAAUAGUUAUUAAACUAUUUUCCUUCCUACUACAAUGAAUGAUAUGAGAGUGAAAGUCAAAUCAAUGAAACUGGAUCCAUCCACACGCUCUAAAACAAGACAUACAUAAACUCAACACAAAAACUAAUUCCCCAAACUUCCAUUUUCACUUCAAUUUCAUUCACACAAUUUAAGGGCAAAAAAGGGGGAUUUUUUUUGCUUCCUAUCCUGGGUCUGUUCAAAUCUGCAAUUUCAAUGACCAUGUUGUGAAUGAUUGAAUAAAACUGCAAGGAAUAUCUAUCUCAAAGACUAGAAUAUUUGGAUUAUUAAUUGGAGAUAAUAGGAUCGUAGGAACAUGGCGCAGACACUCGAAGGUAUGAAGGGUAAAGGAGGGUCGAUCAAGUUAGGGACCAUUGGAACAAUCAGUUCCUUAAUGACAAGAGAAUUGGAUCAAAUCUCAUCUGAACCACAAAAACAGAAGGUAUCAUCAAGAAGUAAACCUAGAACACUUCAUGUUUCUGUUCCAUGUAGUAGUAGUAGUAGUACUGGUACAAGUGCAAACCCUAAAAGACUACAACCAAGAAAAUCAUCCGAUGAAGCUAGCGGCAAUGGCAGUGGCAGUGGCAGUGGAAGCAGUAAAAAUACAAAUCAUAGAACAAAAGCUAAUAGUAGUAGUACUAGUAGGAAUACUCAUAGAAUACCAAUGUUAGAUUCUGCUGAUCAUUUUUCAGUGGACAGAACUCCAAUCCGAGAGAAAAAAAAUGAUAAAAAGAAACCUAACAUUGUUGAAGUCGUCGAUAUAAAAUGCGGGAAUGCAGAAAAGACUUGGGCUACUCCUUUAACGACCCGUCUUAAGAAGCUCGGUUUCUCAAAGCUCUCUGAGAGCAUUAUCUAAAGCUGAAACUUUUUCGUGUCAGACCUCAGGUUUCUGUAACCAAAAGCCGAGGUCCCGUUUGGCCUACCGCCGUCUGAUACAUCCACCAUAGACCACAUACUCGGUAGGAGCUUGCUACUUACUCGCUUUUUCUUCGUACUUUCAACUUUGGAUACAAUUGUGCUUCUGGAAUUCGUGCUGUGAGAGGAACCUACAUUUGUGAAUUGAGACUUGUUCCUCUGUGAUUGUGACCUGUCUUGGGAAUUUGAUUCGACCCGGCUGAAGUAGUCGAUUUCCUGCAUUAUGAGUGACGCGACCGUGCCUCGGGUGCCUAUUUCCACCGGAGGAAACUCAGCACUCUCUUUUGCUGUGUCAAGUAAGGUAGUGAACUUAUUCAUGCUUUCUUUGGUUGGUGCUGAGGAAAGAGCGAAACCUUCUGUUACAAGAAGUGCUGCUUCUGGUUUUGUUCUAGUGGGGGAAAUGCAGAUACUUUGAGGCGUUUUUUUCUUCAUGUUAUGUUCUAUAUCUAAAAUGCAUGGCAUAAAGUUUGUAAAAUUGGGAGAUUGGUGUAUGGCUUUAUGGUCACUACAUUCAUGUGCUUGUAGUUAAAACAAUCUGAUUUCUAACUACUAAACUACCCUUUUUAACUA
Messenger RNA from Lathyrus oleraceus (garden pea), 1555 nucleotides. RefSeq names its product probable glycosidase crf1. Bases 387 to 926 code for a protein of 179 amino acids. The transcript has 2 exons. The record is from RefSeq and is a predicted model, not a curated record. Lineage: Eukaryota; Viridiplantae; Streptophyta; Magnoliopsida; Fabales; Fabaceae.